Molecule: messenger RNA, 594 nt
Organism: Tilletiaria anomala UBC 951
Lineage: Eukaryota; Fungi; Basidiomycota; Exobasidiomycetes; Georgefischeriales; Tilletiariaceae
Exons: 1
Coding region: 38-538 (166 amino acids)
Source: RefSeq, a predicted model, not a curated record
CAUUGGUCUACUAUGAGCGCUAAAGGGUCGCAAUAAAAUGAUCUCGCACACUCUUCGUUUUUUUCUGGAGACUUGUCCAUUGUCUCCUGGGCUACCGAUAACGCAGCUUCGGAAACCUAUGUGCGCGCUCCAGCGCCACCUUCGGCCCCAGAAAUCAAAAUUCUCUUUCGCAACCAGCUUUACCAAGCUUUACCAGUCGAGACUCCAGUCCACCCAAGCUGCUAGGAGCCAAUCCGCGGGUCUGCAGAGUCUAGCCAUGACAACCGGCCGCUCGAGAUCUCGGUCCUUGAUCCAUUCUCGGAUAACUCGGAAGGGGAUUUGCGGUGUUUUCUGGGGGUUUUCUUUCGAGAAGCGGCGGAGGCUGCGAAGUAAUUGCGUUGUGCUGCGUAUGCUGACGCAGUACAUAGUCAGAGCACAAACCUCAUGCAUUUACUCGAACAUAAUGCAUACGCCAAACAGCGUACUGGUGCGGCAAAGUUCGAUGAGAAUUAAAUACAUCUGCGACCUGCUACGACGUGCACGGCGACGGAACGGAUAAUGUCAAUAUCAUGAACUCAAUUGUCUUCCCCAGCCAUGCCUAUAAUCCCCGAUGUG